CACCGCGAGCGACACCGAGCCGAGCCGGCGUUAGCACGGCGCGAGACUGCUCGUUUAUUACACCGAGAAUGAGGUGAAAUCGACAGGAUGGAGGCGAGAGCAGGACGAGGCUGAGGAUGAGUCGUGGGAGGCGCGCGGGAGAGGGAAUAUUCCGUCGUUAUUCGGUGGAAUGAGAUGAACUGCGGGCUGCUGCUGCUGCUUUUCUUCCCCCGAUAAACACUGAUUUUUAUUCCUGUCUGGAUUUUGUGCAAAAAUACAGCAAUUAAUCGAGAAGAACAAGAAGAAGAAGAAGAAGGAGGAGAAGGAGGCAGGAUUUUUUUCUUUCCAGCUUGGGGAUAAUAAUAUGUCAAGACGCAAACAGACCAACCCUUUUAAAGUGAAUUGUAGGUAUCCCAGGGCCGUUUCACAUGACAGGCUUCUCUGGCCCACAACACGCUUCGGAGAUGGAGGCCAAAGACGACUUUGAUGAAAACCCUGCAUGCCACAGCGCCAACUGCGGAGACCUGGACGAGCAGGACGGCACCACCGAUGACAGCGACAGCGACUUGGACAAAGAGAACUCCUCCAGCACCUCGGCCGAUGACAACAUGGCGUGUCACAAGGCGAGUCAGUGCUCCGUUCACGGCGGAGGCAUGAAGGAGGAGAGCGAGAGGGAUUCAGACCUGGGUGGUAAUUACGCCUGUCCCAUCUGCACCCUGGAGUUCAGCACUCCAGAUCAACUCAUUGCACACGUCUACCAGCACACGUCGACGGUGGGCAGCAGUAAAAGUUACAUCUGUCCGGUGUGUGGACGAGCUCUCAGCUCACCCGGUUCUCUCGGACGUCACCUCCUCAUCCAUUCAGACGACCGACUCUCCAACUGCGCGGUGUGCGGAGCUCGCUUUACAGAAACCAACAACUUCAACAGGGAGAAGCUGAAGGAGUUCCUUAGUGCCAGUGAUUUAGAAAGCGACAGCGGCGAUCAGACCUGCUCCAUGGUCCAGGCCGUGACCGUCUCUGAUGGUCACAUGUCCAUCCAAGGGGCCAAUCACGGAGCCUCCCCAGGCUCGGGCUACGCCCCGCUCCCGGGCAGCCUCCUCUCCUCUGGCUCUUCACUGCCCUCCUUCCCCGACUCGCUGCCUGACUUGUUGAACCCCGUGCCCGUGUACCCGGCGGGCGUGCUGCUGGUGUGUAACAGCUGUGUGGCGUACCAGCAGUUAUCGGGCAGUCCGUCCUCCGCCAUGAGAAAGUGGGCGUCGCGGCGCAGGAACGAACCGACGGAGGCGCGGGUGCAGCGGCUAGAGCGCGAACGCGUAGCCAAGAAGAGCAAGCGUGAGCGCGAGACGCCCGAGGAGCGCGAGCUGAGACGACUACGCGACCGAGAGGCCAAGCGCAUGCAGCGGCUGCAGGAGACGCAGGAACAGCGGGCGCGGCGGCUCCAGCGGGAUCGCGAGGCCAUGCGCCUCAAACGUGCCACGGAGACGCCCGAAAGAAGACAGGCCCGGCUGGUGCGCGAACGAGAGGCCAAGCGGCUUAAGCGGAGACUCGAUAAGAUCGAACCCGCCCUGCGCGCUCAGAUAGAGCACGAUCCCGCUGCCGUGGCUGCGCUCACCGCCGACGUCAACCUCUUCCAGUUCCCCUUUUCCGUCCCGGUCUCCUCGAUGGACAACGGGCUGUUCAUGAAAAUACCCUAACGGAUUUCCUCUCGUACGUAAUAAGAUGAAAUUAUUCUGAUAAGACUCACGUGACCACCUUAAUUUAUAAACAGGUGAUAUUUGUCCUGAGGUGAAAACCAAAAAUUAUGUUUUGAGUCCUAAUUCACGUUAUAAAAAAUGACGCUAGGUUCUAAUUACUGUUAAUCGGCACAGCUUUAGCUAGCUCGUUAACCUAACAAGUGAGGGAAAACAUUUUUUUUUCCUUCCUUGCACAGCGUUUAGGGCACAAACAGCUGGCCGGUUUUCACCUGAGCACAAACAGGAACUCCGAUAUUUAUACUCCCCCGCAGGGUAAAGACUAUCUGACGCCCCUUCCUCACGACCAAGCAUGUUUUAGCGAUCUGUCUCGCGUAAUUCUACAGAUCUAAUCUGCAUGUGGACCUACAGAGAGGAGGAAGAGAUGUGCAGCCCGAUGGGGCCGGAGUUUACUUUUUGUAGCUACAACUCCUCCUCUUCCUCCUCCUCCUCCUUUUCCUGCUGGAGCUCUGAUCCACAGGUUCAACUACCUCGUCUCGAGACCUCUCUGCGCUCGAUGUGUUCUGUUUGGACUGCAGGGACUCCACACACACACACACACACACACACACACACACACACACACACACACACACAGUGGUGCUUAGCUGCUUUCAGAAUAAUAGUGUCGUAUCUGUCAGACGUUUCAAAAAUUAAGUGAAUGUAAUAAUGUCUCAGCCAGCAGGAGGCAGUCAUGAGCACGGCUCCUGUCACUGUAACUACACUCAGUCACAUAAUCUAAUGAAAAAAAAUGACACAACUAAAUGUUGCUGAUGUAAAAAUGCUAAACUUUUAGUUCCACAAUGAAAUUAUAAAAUAUUGCUUUUAAAAAAAGCAUUUAAAAGUCUUUUUUUUUUUUUUACUUUAACUGAUCAGCCCUGUUUAUAGGACAUUUAUUACACAACGCCCUCUAGUGUCACAUUAUGGAAUUUAUAUUUAUUUUUAUUUUGGAUAUCUCUCCUCUAACAGUAAACAGAUUAACGAGAGAUGUGUUAGAUGCUUAUAUACAUAAACAUAUUUACAGGGUAAGGAGUCUCCAGUGUCCAGAGCUGUGGAGGAGAAAGACGUCGUUGUGAAAGCAGACUUAUGCACAGAUGACUCUCUUUCUGAAAAGAAAAGAGGAAAUACCACUUGACAAACUCCCUCUCUCUCUCUCUCUCUCUCUGUUUCCACGCUGAACUUGUGGUAAACUCGAAACCUCCGUACUGAUCUACAUAUACAGAACAACAACUAAAACAACACGGGUUCCUUCUUGUCUCAGGGAUGUCGAGGGUGAACGGGUUCGUCCUCGCAGCCUGGGAGGAUAGAAGAGAAGAAACUCUCCGUGCUUCUUCUCUUUGACGCUGCAGAACCGUGGAGAGAAGCACUGCCUCAUCCUCGCUCCAAUUGUUUUAUCCACACCGACCUGCUGCUUGCUUACUUUUUUUCUUUUUUUCGGGUUUGACAACCCGUCCACGACGCAACAAGCGCUCAACUGACUAAAACUCUCAGACUCUCAGUCGCGCGACGUGACCUGGAACUCUCGUAGCGGCGUUCUCCUCUCCUCGACUCUCUGUGUAUCAUGAUAAACGAACGCUAAUGCUGCCUUUGUCACUGGAGAAAUCUUUUUUUCAAUGUUUUAUAUUUCGAGACAGGCAUGACAAGUUCUGUUUAAAAUAAUUAUUGUGAAAAAAAAAAACUGAUUGCAUGAAAGAUGGAUGAAUGCAGAUUCGAGGCAGUGAGCAUGUUUGUAGUUCGAUGGAUGAUUUUUGCAUUAGAAGGUGAAUAGAUUUAUACAUAUUUAUUAAAGCUGCUGUAAGCGAUGUUGGUCACGCCUUUCCUCUUCGGGUCCGAGUUCGAUAAGGGCAAAAAUAACCGCAAAAUUUAUCUUAUAGUACGCGUUGUUUUUAUGAUUUUAAAACACCCAGUGAAGAUGCAGCACUGUGCAAAAGUCUUUUUUUUGUUUCUUUUUAAAUUUUUAUGAUUAUUAUUAAGUUAGUACAAAAAAAAGGAUUUCCGUUUUCAAACAUCAGUAUUCCAGAAAACAUGUAUGUAAGCCAGGAAAGAAAGCAGCACAUUAUGUAAUAGUGACGGGAAUCGCCAGUUACCUCCCGAUCCGAUAUCACGAUACCUCGGCACCGAAUCUUGCACUUAUAUAUACUAUAAGUAUCAUGAUUUUAUAAAUAUUCCCAUUCGAUAUUACAUUUGUCCUUGAUUUAGUUCCAAUUUUAAACCUUCAAAAAAAGUUUAAGUAAUUCAUUAUAUUUAUCCCGCCCUUUAUAACAAAAUUUUUCUCACUUAAAAACCAAGUGCAGUGUAUUUAAACAAUACAAACUGAGUCAACCGCCAUAACUAUUAUUUCUAAACAAACUUAGCAAACACUUAACUCCUACCACACAGGAUGAAAAUGUGUAAAUAGUUCAGAGUGCGCCACCUGUAGGAUUAUAAAGAAAUGACGAUGUUUUACCUCCUCAAACACCUCCAAAAUGUUAAAACGCAACAGUGAGUGUAAGGGUGUGUGUUGGCUUCUAACACACGAUUGUCCACUAAUUAUCGUCAGCGGGGAUGUGAGACUGGUGUAGGUGUGUGUAAUGAGUUUGUUUGAGACUGAUCAGCUCAUGGAGUUUGGAGAACAAGGCAGAUUGGAGGCUUUUAACUCGCGUGAUGGUGAAAAAUGUUUCUGUUGCGCCGCUUGGAAGCUUCUACGCUCCGUACAGGAUCUGUAUUUGAGUCUGAUUACUGGUCACGCUCAAUCAAACUGGAAAAAAUUUAAAAUUAAAAAAUCAUUGACACCAAAAUGUUUUUAUUUUAUUUUUUAAGUGUGGCGAUACGUAAAUCACCAAAUGAAAGAAUCGCGAUUCAUAACAGCAUCUAUUUUUUUUCCGCAUCUUUAUUAUUAUUAAUUGACCACCUUUUAGACAAAAAAAAAAAUCAUUAUUUAAGCUGCCGGGUUUCAGACACCUAAAAGCGUCAUCACACCAAAUACUGACCUUGAUUCAGUAAUUACUGUUUACAGGCUUUAUAAGUAUAUAUAAGGUUUUUAUAGGAGUCUUUGCGUUACAGCAGUCGUUUCAUGUGCCUAAGACUUUUGCACAGUACUGUUUAUCUGGAAAUUAAGAAAAAAAAAUUACAGCUCAGUUAAACUAGCUAGCUAAUAUUGGCAUAAACGUAUAUAAAAGGAGGCUAGCUGGCUAGCAUUAUACUAAGCGAUGAGUUAACUAAACUGCACCUAGAUAUCAAGCUAGCUGAAAUGUAAUUGUGAUAAGGCUUUUCUAGGGUUUAUUUAUUUUUUUGUUGUUUGUUUGUUUGUUUUUUUCUUCCCGCUGAAGAACAGACCUCUGUUUUAUCCCAGAACUUCUGCUAGCGAAAAAUAAAUAAAUAAAAAUCUUCGCUUCACUUCCGCUCGCGUCUCUUUUGGCAGGUUUCCCCCCGCGAUCGCUGUCAGGAUGUAACUAGCCGAAGUGUUCUUAAAAUUCGAUUACAGCAGCUUUAGAUACUGUUUACACACAGAUUUAACUUAUCCAUAACUCCUGAAUGAUACCUCUUGAAAACAAACAAACAAACGAACAGGGUCAGAUCAUAUUGUACUUUAUUGUUUACUGUAAACUGUUUUCCUUUCCUCCAUUCCGAUUCUUUAUUCCAGUUAUCGCUGAAAGAAAAACAACACUGACACGCCAGUUGAGGUUAACAAGAUUGACCGUUUUGAGGUUUUUCUUCGUUCCUGCCGUCGGAGCCGACGCGGCAGCGUGAUGUUGAGUCUGGAUCAGAGAUAGAAAGAGGUGCGAGUGAGAUAAAUAACUAUGCAACGAUUCUGUACUCCAAACCCUGUACAUCUUGACACUUUCUAUUGAUACUAUGCAGCUGAAAGGUGAAAGGAGACGGGAUUGCAUACAGCAAAUCAACAUACACACACACACACACACACACACACGCAUCUAAACUCUGAAAUCUGUACUUGGCACGUCUGAUGUAUAGGUUUUUGUUUCCCCCUCCCGUGUUGAUCGCGGUUUGGAGCGAUGGUGUGAAAAAUCAAAUCUGAGUUUACAAACCAAGUAUCAGAGUUAAACUUCGGUCUACACUCAAAAAAAACAAUAUCUUCUCAUGAAACAGCCUCUAGCCUACAAAAACCCUGUUUAACCCUAGAACCCAUUUAGUUAAAACGCUCAGUUCUGCGUGACACGUACUCCUCACAGGAACACAGGUUCCUCUAGAACUCCUCUAGAUCCUGGAGAACCAGCAUGUCCGGAAUUCUCUCUAAAACACUAAAGUGGAUCUCCAGGAGUGUAGUUGGGAACCUGAUCCUGAGAGGAACAUCUGAAAAACCCCUACGCCCUUAAUGUACUUUGAUGUGGAGAUAAAAAGUACCUGGCUUUCGACAACAUCGUGACUUCUCCAGCUAACGAGACGUUUUUUAUUCCAAGUUCUGAUUGGCUGAUAAAAAAAAAAUGAAAUUUAAACAGCAGCACCUGCGCCGCUGACGGAAAUGUAAAACCGUUUCAUCUUUUGCACAAAACAAACCUCGCACAUGAAUUACACCCGAUCUUUUAAGGUUUAAACUAUGUUUUUUCUUUUCUUUUCCCUCAGAAUGUGGGUCUAGAAUUCGCCUCUUCUUAUCUUGAUCCAAAAUCCACACGCAGGUUCGGUCCUUUUCGAGGCCAAUCUAUUUUUAAAAGAAAGACCAGAGAAUUUUAUGAAACACUGGUUCUAAGGUGUGCCAAGUGUGUGUGUGUGUGUGUGUGUGUGUGUGUGUGUCGAAGUGUUAUGCGUUGAGAAGAACCCUGAAAUGUGCAUGCAUAUGUUCCUCUUUUAUACGCUUGUGUUUUGUUCUUUGCCUGCUUCGUUCUCUCGCUCUGUGUCAAAGGACCUAAAGACAAAUUGGCUUUUUUUUUUUUGGUUGUGUUUUGUAUACAUUUUUUUUCGGUUCGUCCUUCAGGAGACGCUCGGACCACGUUUACAAACGUCUACAGACGGCAAAACGGCUAACGCUACGUGUCGACUGGCACGGCUUGUCGCCGAACGGCUUUUCCUCGACCUUUGACCUCAAUCUGUAUCGAUCGCAGCGGAUCCUAAACCAUGAAGCCUCCCGUUUGUCGAACUCUUGAUUGACUGAACGAGCCGUGCGGCGGAGCUGCAAGUCGACACGUGCGCGAGAAAACAGGACAGAAGUACAGUAGUGUAUUUAUACACACAUGUGGAAAGCCAUUCUCUGUUACUGGAUUAACAGAUUAAAAUGUCAGGAUGAAACUGGGAUCAAUAAACGUUGACCUGGCUGCAAAAAUGCAUGUGUGUGUGUGUGUGUGUAUUAGUGUGUGGAAACAAUGCAGCUCUUCACGAUUAGAUCUUCAC
This is a messenger RNA of Clarias gariepinus (North African catfish), 7034 nucleotides long. RefSeq names its product zinc finger protein 821 (gene znf821). The record is from RefSeq and is a predicted model, not a curated record. The transcript is spliced from 6 exons. Gene Ontology annotation, biological process: regulation of transcription by RNA polymerase II. Bases 408 to 1673 code for a protein of 421 amino acids. Gene Ontology annotation, molecular function: RNA polymerase II cis-regulatory region sequence-specific DNA binding; DNA-binding transcription factor activity. Lineage: Eukaryota; Metazoa; Chordata; Actinopteri; Siluriformes; Clariidae.